Messenger RNA from Lithohypha guttulata, 534 nucleotides. RefSeq lists its product as uncharacterized. The record is from RefSeq and is a predicted model, not a curated record. Gene Ontology annotation, biological process: positive regulation of MAPK cascade; cellular response to amino acid stimulus; cholesterol homeostasis. Gene Ontology annotation, cellular component: late endosome membrane; Ragulator complex; membrane raft. Lineage: Eukaryota; Fungi; Ascomycota; Eurotiomycetes; Chaetothyriales; Trichomeriaceae. The transcript has 2 exons. The coding region runs from base 1 to 534 and encodes 177 amino acids.
AUGGGCAUCUGCUCUUCCUGUCUCGGUCGCCGAGAUGACUCGGACGAGGGUCAGCGACAGCGACUCCUUGCCGACGAUCCAUACGCACAAACUCACCACAACUACAACACAUGGCAUCAGCCACCACCAUCGCAACCUAACGCUUUGAACCCAGAUGAACAGAAACGCGAGCAGCAGGCCAUGCACGACAUAAUGCGAUGGGCCAGCGAUCAAAUAGUCGAGAUCUUUCCCGCAAAUGCUCGUCAACAGCAACAGCAGGCCAUCAAUCUGAACAACUCAGUGGUGAACCUCUCUCAAACUGACGGAACGGGCGCAAACGGUUUGAUGAGCUCGCAACACCAAGAUAUUCUGCUCUCCAUGAUUCCAGGAGACAAAUCCAAAAGAUCGAUAAGGAUAUACCCUGCUAGCAGACCGGGCACGGGAGAUGCACAGUCUAUCAGGAGUAAAGCCAGUCAUACAAAACUCAACGGCUCAACUCGAGGCGCAAAAGGAAGAGAAGGAGUUUUCGUCAGACUUAACGUUGAUUUGCCCUAA